GACAAAUCCCUUAUAAAAAAGCACUCUCCAUCUCAACACUUGACCAUUACAGAAUACACAAACCCGGGAUAAACAUUAUGUUUACGUUUACCACACUAUCGAAAAUAGCAUCAAACCCACUGGGAACCCUAGAAGACAUGGCUCACAAACAAAGCGAUAAACAUGGACCCCCAGAUUUCACCAUAAAAUGUAAAGGACAUUCGUUUUUCGUUCAUAGAGAUAUCGUUGCCCCUCAGUCUAAACCAUUAGGUACAGCGAUGAAGACUGGAAAAUUCUUGGAAGGAACAAAUAGAGAAAUAGUAAUGAGUGAUGAAAAAGACGACCCGGAAAUCGUGGCAUUAAUGGUCGAAUUUCUUUACAGUGGAGGGUAUACUAUUUCAUUUCCUUCUAAUUCUUCCUCCUCGUUACGAUCCUCAUCAGACGAAGUAAUUAAAUGUACCCGUCACAUAACUCUCCACAUCUUCUCCGAUCUCUGGGACAUCCCCUGUUCACAAGCACUUACUCUCUCGAAUCUCCAAACUACUCUUUCUCAUCUUCCUCUGUCACAUUUCGCACCGGUAUUGCAAUAUAUCUAUGAAGAGACCCCGGGAUCAUACACGAGCAUCAGACAGAUAGCUGUAAAGGCUUUGAUGGAAAGAUUCACAAUUGGGGAUAUUAUGGAGGAUAGGGAGUUGAGAGAGCUUUUGAGUGUGGAUGGAGAAUGUGCGGUGGAUUUGUUAGUUUGGGGAGAGGAGAGGAGGGUAAAGAGGGAGAGGAGAGUGGGAAGAGAUUGGGAGGAGAGCACGGUUAAGGGAAGAAGAGUGCGGGAGGAGAGUAUGGGGAGGAAGGGGGAUAUUUUGGGAGAGGGCAGAGGAUGGGCUGAUAAUACUGGUGCGAGAUUUUGAGAGGGAUUCGUGAAUGGUGUGUCGUUGAGUAGUUGAUAGGGAGGGGAACGAGGGGUUGUUUUGGAUGGGUCUAGAUUGGAGGGGUGAGAUCUAAGCGAUGACGAUUAACGAUGAUAUUCAACGACUGUAAACCAUAUGAGAUUUUGCCCCAAAAAUGUGAGCCUAAGCGUU
Botrytis cinerea B05.10 is the source of this 1055-nucleotide messenger RNA. RefSeq lists its product as hypothetical. The transcript has 3 exons. Lineage: Eukaryota; Fungi; Ascomycota; Leotiomycetes; Helotiales; Sclerotiniaceae. The record is from RefSeq and is a predicted model, not a curated record. Bases 78 to 884 code for a protein of 268 amino acids. Gene Ontology annotation, molecular function: protein binding.